Molecule: messenger RNA, 1175 nt
Organism: Brassica oleracea var. oleracea
Lineage: Eukaryota; Viridiplantae; Streptophyta; Magnoliopsida; Brassicales; Brassicaceae
Product: AT-hook motif nuclear-localized protein 21
Exons: 1
Coding region: 190-1053 (287 amino acids)
Cellular component (GO): nucleus
Molecular function (GO): minor groove of adenine-thymine-rich DNA binding; DNA-binding transcription factor activity
Source: RefSeq, a predicted model, not a curated record
UCUUCCCCUUUCUCUACUUCAUUUCUAAUUAGCUUUCUAUAUAUUUUCUUCUCUACUUUUUAUAAAUUUUCCGCUUGUCUGCUAUCUCUUACAUUAAAUCUAAACCUAAAUCAUUAGAAUCCCUAACUAAGCUUUAAUAAUCCCUAAUCCUCCGUUUAAAUAUUUUUUUUUUCUCUUUGCUAUUUUAGCAUGUCUGCAGGUCUCAAUAUGGGGACAACCUCUCGCUACGUCCAUAACGUCGACGGCGGAGGUGCUGGCCAGUUCUCCACCGACAACCACCACGAAGAUGACGGUGGUGCUGGAGGAAACCACCACCAUAACCUUCAGAACCAUCACCAAGGUUUAGAUUUAAUAGCUUCUAAUGACAACUCGGGUCUGGGCGGCGCCGGAGGUGGUGGUGAAGGAAGCGGCGACCUCGUUAUGCGGCGGCCACGUGGCCGUCCAGCUGGAUCGAAGAACAAACCAAAACCUCCGGUGAUAGUCACGCGCGAGAGCGCAAACACUCUUAGGGCUCACAUUCUCGAAAUCGGAAGUGGCUGCGACGUCUUCGAGUGCAUCUCCACUUACGCGCGGCGGAGACAGCGCGGGAUUUGCGUUUUGUCCGGAACUGGAACCGUCACUAACGUCAGCAUCCGUCAGCCGACGGCGGCUGGAUCUGUUGUGACUUUGCGAGGCACUUUCGAGAUUCUUUCCCUCUCUGGAUCUUUUCUUCCGCCGCCUGCUCCUCCAGGAGCGACGAGUUUGACUAUAUUCCUCGCCGGAGCUCAGGGACAGGUCGUCGGAGGUAACGUUGUUGGAGAAUUGGUGGCCGCGGGGCCGGUCAUGGUCAUGGCGGCGUCUUUUACGAACGUGGCUUACGAAAGGUUACCUUUGGACGAGCAUGAGGAGCACUUACAGGUCCAAAGCGGCGGUGGCGGAGGAGGGAAUAUGUACUCGGAAGCCAACGGAGGUGGCGGAGGCUUGCCGUUCUUCAAUUUGCCGAUGAGUUUGCCUCAUAUGGGAGUUGAAAACUGGCAGGGGAAUUCCGCCGGCGCUGGUAGGGCUCCGUUUUAGCUACUUUAUAAAAAAAAAACUGCAAUUUGUUAUUCCUCUUUUUAUUUUCACAGAAUUUAUGAAAUUGUGACUUUUAUCUUUUAAAGUUUCGAAAAGAAAUAUUCCACUUAUUAGUGACUAGA